GGGUAUUUCAGUUCUUUCCUCACAUCCGAAGGACGUGCAGCUCGGCAGGACAAAUGGCUACUUGUAAAUUGCCCCGCGUGUGCGAAUAUCUCGGAGAUAAUUAAUGGGAAUGUGGGGAAAUGGGACUCGGUGGGUCUGAUUUUCCGGAAUUUUCUAUUUUCAUUUCAAAUUUCUUGCGCCAGCAGUUUAUUUUCGGGUUGCAUGACUCUAUGAGUUUUCACCUCUGUGAGAUCCUGCCUCUCUCAACCUUCGAACCCUGCCUCGCCUUAAACUUGCACUCAGCACCUCCACCCACGCCCUUCUCACGGCCCUCAGCCCCAGCCUCUGAGCUGCACCCCCCUCCCUGACCAUCUCCAGGCUCUCUUCCAUGCGUGCACCUGACAAGAGAACCAAAAUCACGAAGUAAGCCCUUGAGGUGGAGCGGUUGCUUCCUCCGUCCGGUCAUCGUUUGGAUGACAUUGGCCGUCCUUGUGUUGCUGUGGCAACCUGCUCUCCUAUCGGCGUGACAUCAUCCCGUCGACCCCCCCUCCCCACUUUCUCCUUGACGUGGCGCAGAGAGAGGAGGCAAGCUCGAUCGAGGCAGGGAGCCUUUCCCGUUAUUUUUUUUGUAAAACGAAGAUAAAUAUUUGUGUCCUGGGUGAGUCCAAUCAAACACUGCAAAUAUGGGGGGGACAGUUACCAAUUUCUUCAGAGCCAUGUUUGGAAAAAAGGAAAUGCGCAUUCUCAUGGUGGGCCUGGAUGCAGCUGGCAAGACCACCAUUUUAUACAAACUCAAACUGGGUGAAAUUGUAACCACUAUUCCCACUAUAGGUUUCAAUGUAGAAACUGUGGAGUACAAGAGCAUUAGUUUUACUGUAUGGGAUGUGGGUGGACAAGACAAGAUCCGUCCACUUUGGCGCCACUACUUUCAGAACACACAAGGUUUGAUUUUUGUGGUUGACAGUAAUGACAGGGAGAGAGUGAAUGAAGCUAAGGAAGAAUUGAUGAGAAUGCUUGCUGAAGAUGAGCUCCGAGAAGCUGUGUUGCUACUUUUUGCAAAUAAACAGGAUCUGCCUAAUGCGAUGAAUGCUGCCGAGAUCACUGAUAAACUGGGUCUGCACGCGCUCCGCCAGAGGACCUGGUUUAUCCAGGCAACCUGUGCAACCAGUGGUGAUGGCCUAUAUGAAGGACUGGAAUGGUUGUCCAAUCAGCUCAAAAGUAACAAAUAAUUCCUUUCUUCCUUCCUGCCCACCACCCUCCCUCCCCUCCCCUCCCCCUUAUUUCUGCUUCAUUAUGUUGUAUGGCAACUGCUACUUUGUGGUAUUGGGUGCCAGGAACCUGCUUCAUUACAUCCAAUCACUAGAACUAUAAAUAACACCAUACUGUAUGGGUGAGAAGUACAGACUUGAAAGCAAAUGUGGUUUCUUAUUUAAAAUGUGUAUAUAUAGUCCCUUUUUGUAACGAGGCAGUUUCCUGCUACUCCUAUGCAAUAUUUACCCUCAUGAUUGUUCUUUGUUUUCCCUUGAGGUUUAAACUGACAUGUAAGAAUUUAGUGUAGGAAAGGGACAGAGCUUGGAAUUGGGAGUUGUAUGCACUCCCAACAGUACAAUGCACAAAGUCUCAUAACAGAUUUGGUUUACUAGCUCUGAAAUGAGGCUUUCCUGCAGUUUGGGGCAUGGCUUUUGAUGGAGGGAGGGAACUUGCAUCUGACUUUAUUUGAUUUUUCUGCUUGUUUCCCUCAUUGCCCAAAGCUGGGAUUUCAGCAGUGAAGGAUUGCUUGUGUUUUUGGUUUUAAAACUACCAACACACUCUCCAAUGAUUUCUGGGUUCAGAUUCUCUUGCACUUCUGUGAGUUGGUCUCAAUUUAAAGCUUACUUGAGUAUCCCUUUCCUAGACCUAUGCAGGCUGGAAUUGAAGUUCAGAAUAAAAAAAACUUGUAACCUACUUUUUUUGCCUUUUUGAAUAAUUUAAAGUCUUAAAUGGCUUAAUUUAAAAUUGAUCUGAGUGAUUAAAUUAUUUUAGUGAAGAGCUGAAGGUUUCAUCAUCUAGGGACCACCAUUAAACUUAGUUUUAUAAUAUCAUGAAUUGCAUUGGGGAAGAGCAAGGGAAGAGAAAAUUAGUGACCACAGCAGCAAGUCUUGAGUGGUUACCUGAAGUGCCAGGAAUCCUUAAUUUUUAUUGCCUGUUUGAAUCUAGACUCUUGUGCUAACUGACUUUCAUCCUUGUGGCUCACCCCAUACCAACAUGGUAAACUGAUCACAGCAUGCAGGCACUGUUGGGUCAGAUGGGAAAGGAGUUUCUUUUCUUUUGACUUUGUUAGCUUGUCCCUUGGCUGAUGUAUAGCAGGUAGCAAUGUCAAUGAAUGCACCUAAGCCCUUACCCCUCUUUGCUUUUCCCAGUGUAUGAAACUACAUGUGCGAGUCAUUCCAUUUUAGGUGUUGCGCAGGACAUUGUAUUGCCAUCAGUUCCAUUUCCUUUUUCUCCCACACCAUUCUCCAAACCUGUAGAACUCAUCUGAUUAUAAGUACUGCAAGGACUUGAUUUGCCAGCUUUUAAAACAGAGGCUGAGAAACUGGAUAGUGAAUACUUGAGUCUGAUCAGGAUGAGUUAUUGAUGUGAAGUUGAUCCUUUUCAUUGACACACACUACUAAUCAAUUGUUUUGUAUACGUUUCAAUUUUCAUUUUGACAAAGAAGCACUGUAAUUAAAGCUACUGUUAGAAUAAAAUCUAAGAUUCCUGAACUUGA
Molecule: messenger RNA, 2725 nt
Organism: Pristis pectinata (smalltooth sawfish)
Lineage: Eukaryota; Metazoa; Chordata; Chondrichthyes; Rhinopristiformes; Pristidae
Gene: arf1
Product: ADP-ribosylation factor 1
Exons: 5
Coding region: 663-1208 (181 amino acids)
Biological process (GO): intracellular protein transport; vesicle-mediated transport
Cellular component (GO): cytoplasm; plasma membrane
Molecular function (GO): GTPase activity; GTP binding
Source: RefSeq, a predicted model, not a curated record